This is a messenger RNA of Cyphellophora europaea CBS 101466, 2394 nucleotides long. RefSeq lists its product as uncharacterized. The transcript has a single exon. Gene Ontology annotation, cellular component: plasma membrane. Bases 1 to 2394 code for a protein of 797 amino acids. Gene Ontology annotation, molecular function: ferric-chelate reductase activity. The record is from RefSeq and is a predicted model, not a curated record. NCBI's taxonomy places the organism in Eukaryota, Fungi, Ascomycota, Eurotiomycetes, Chaetothyriales, Cyphellophoraceae. Gene Ontology annotation, biological process: copper ion import; iron ion transport; intracellular iron ion homeostasis.
AUGAGAGCAUGGCUUGUACAACAGAGCCUACCCUUCCUCCUAUUGCCCCCGCUUGUGGCCGCUCACAUUAAAAGCUGUGUGGGAGCGUGUGAGCUCGCCCUCAGUCAUGUCGUCUUCCCAGAUGUCAACGCAAGCCUAGGAUAUUACCCGGCACAAUGCGGAAGCAAGCUACGCAUCACUUCCGUCUAUGUGUGUAUGAGAUCGUACUGCCGACCGGGCGAGAUCGCCGCCGGAUGGCCUGAGCUUAAUCAGGACUGCGAGCUGUAUGCCAACAUCACACUGCCACCAUUUUCGACCAUCGGCAAUGUCACAGAUGAGGACGUCGCCCACUUCCGCCAGCUUGGCGUCGAUGAAUUCGACGUUGGCCUCAAGCUUGAUGAACCCGCGCUCCCCACCAGCCCCCUUUUCCAUCUCGCAUACAGGACCAAGGAUGCCUGGAACAACUCUGUCACCACCAGACACGCCUACGGCAAUGCCAUGUUCUACUUCUGGGCAGUUGUCGUCGUUAUUGGACUUGCCAACCGGUGGCUGACUGCGAGCCAUCCGCGUUUUGCAAGCGAUGCUAUAGAAAACAGUCCCAAAUCCGCUACCUGGCUGGCGCUGAAGCGCCUUCUCCAGCGCUAUCUGACGAUUCCGGCAACCCUAUCGCACCACUGCGCAGAUCCCAUCGGCUGGUGCACCGUUCCUCCACGCAUGCAGUCGCUGGCCCUGCUCAUGUUCGCUGCCAUCAACCUCAUCCUCAGCUGCACCACCUACGAAGUCUUCACCGGCAAUUUAUACUGGACACCGAUUGUGCAAUGGACGCGCUACAUCGGCGACCGCACCGGAAUCCUCGCCACCGCCAAUCUCCCCAUAAUCUGGCUCUUCGCCACCCGCAACAACCUGGUCCUUCAGGUCACGGGCUGGAGUUUCGACACCGCCAUGCAAUUCCACCGCUGGGUCGCGCGUAUCUCCACGCUCGAAGCCGUGGUUCACAGCCUCGCUUACACCCUCUGCGUCAUCCUCGGCCAGUCCUGGCAGACCUACUGGCAGGAAUGGACGCUGCGGUACUGGAGCAUGGGCGCGCUCGCUACCCUCGUCAUGUGCCUCUUAUGCGCGCUGUCCCUCUACCCGAUGCGCACCCACCACUAUGAGCUCUUCCUCACUCUGCACAUCUCUCUCGGCAUCCUGACCCUGCUGGGCAUGUACUAUCACAUCGAAAUCUUCCACGGCGCCUACGACUGGUACCUAUAUCCCUGUCUAGCCGUCUGGCUGCUCGACCGCGCCGCCCGGAUCGCCCGUUUGGCUUACCUCAACUUCCCCAUCCGCCACUCAACCAUAUCCUGGAACCAAACCACCAACGUUGUGACGCUUGCUGUGCCCUGCGCCGUCAACCGUCAACCAAGACCUGGCGAGUACUACUUCCUCUACCUCCUGCACGACAAGAGCUUCUAUGAAAGCCACCCUUUCACCCUAAGCUCCUGGAACGUCGCAUCCCUCGGCGGUGCCAAACCAUCUCUCAACUUCCUGAUCCGCCCUUACGAUGGCUUCACGCAACGUCUGGCCGACAUGGCGCGAAUCAACAAGGCUGGUAGUGGGAAUAGCGGUGGUGGAUUCUGCAAAGCGCGCGUCCUGCUCGAAGGGCCGUACGGCCCCCGCCACGACCUACGGAGCCACGAUUCCCUAACGUUCGUGGUUGGCGGAACGGGCAUCGCGGUCGCACUGGCGUACCUGACAGAUCUGUGCGCGACUAUCGCGGACAAGGGACGAUUAUACAGAGCCAGCCACUUUCGCAUCGUUUGGGCGGUGCGGCAUCGAGCUUUGUUCGAGCACGUCUACGAGCACGAAAUCAAGCCCCGGCUGGAAGAAGUCAUGGUCGACAUGGCAGCUAGUGCGCCGUUUCACCUGGAGCUGGACGUCUACGUCACACGAGCGGACGGCGCCGUGAGUCCGGAUAGCUUCGGUGCAGCAUAUUCCCGGACUAUUGCGGGACCGACGCAUGAAGACACCUCGGAGCACUCACCACUACUUUCGCCGGCAUCGAGCCCGCCGCCCACUCGCGAGACGUCCCCGCCCCUACCCAACCUGCCCUCCCCACCGAAGUCGACUUCUAUCCUGCACAACAACGCGCAUGUCACCAUUCACUCCAUAGGCCACCCCCCGAUCCCGAGCAUCAUCCUCUCGGCCUGCCGCUGGACCUUCUCCACCAACGCCUCCCUCUCCGACACCGCCUCAGAGGAUGAAGACAAGUCGCGCCACCCGUCGCGUCGCCGCCGCGAGCCCCGCAUCGCCAUCGUGAGCUGCGGGCCGCCGAGCCUGGCAGACGCGGUACGGACGGCGGUCGUUGAAGCACUAGGCGAGCACGUCGGCGGCGUCGGAGAUGUCGACUUCUACAAUGAGAGCUAUAGCUGGUGA